Messenger RNA from Monodelphis domestica (gray short-tailed opossum), 1330 nucleotides. RefSeq names its product peroxiredoxin 4 (gene PRDX4). Gene Ontology annotation, molecular function: thioredoxin peroxidase activity. NCBI's taxonomy places the organism in Eukaryota, Metazoa, Chordata, Mammalia, Didelphimorphia, Didelphidae. The record is from RefSeq and is a predicted model, not a curated record. Gene Ontology annotation, biological process: cellular response to stress; hydrogen peroxide catabolic process; response to oxidative stress. Gene Ontology annotation, cellular component: cytosol; endoplasmic reticulum.
UGGAAGAGGAGCGGGAUGGCAGGGCCUCUGUCACGAAAACGUUAUUGAGCGCCUACUACGCACCAAGCUAAAGCUGAGCGUCCGGCUCGCUACCGGCCACGACCUUUCACCUUGGCCCAGCCAGGCUCCAGGAUCCCACUGUGGGGGAUUGGAGGGCAGAGUAGGUGGGGACGCGGGGUACCGGGAACACGCCUUCCAGGCACUGACACGUCGUUCCGACGCGGCGGCCGUGCAGCGGUCCCCGCCCCUUUCCUUUAUCCUUUCCCGGGCUGCCGGGCCAGCAGCAGCUGCAGUCCAGCCUCAGAGCUCCCAGCGGGAGACUCCCGCGCUCACUGCCGGCCGAGCGCCCUCCGUGAGGGACCGCCCGAUUGCGCGCGCACCUUGAGAGCAGCGGACUGAAGUGCAGAGCUGCAACCCCGUGUGGCCAUGGAGGUCGUGGGCCAGCCCCAUGGUCAGCGCGGCCGAGGCGUGGGGAAAGUCUCGGGGACUGUCGCGCAGCUGCUGCUGGGCCUGCUGCUGCUGCUGCAGGCCGCGGCCGUGCUGGGUAAGGCAGCCGAGGAACCGGCGGAGCAUCAGCGGCCCCGGGCCCCCGACGGCGAGUGCCACUUCUACGCUGGGGGCCAAGUGUACCCCGGGGAGGCGUCCCGCGUACCGGUCACGGAUCACUCUCUGCACCUCAGCAAGGCCAAGAUUUCUAAGUCAGCUCCUUAUUGGGAAGGAACAGCUGUGAUAAAUGGAGAAUUUAAAGAGCUCAAAUUAACUGAUUAUAGAGGAAAAUAUUUGGUUUUCUUCUUCUAUCCUCUUGACUUCACUUUUGUGUGUCCAACUGAAAUUAUCGCUUUUGGUGACCGAAUUGAAGAAUUCAGAGCUAUAAAUACUGAAGUGGUUGCAUGCUCAGUCGAUUCACAGUUUACUCAUUUAGCAUGGAUAAAUACCCCUCGGAAACAAGGAGGCCUUGGGCCAAUGAAAAUUCCACUUCUUUCAGAUUUAACACACCAAAUUUCAAAGGAUUAUGGAGUUUAUCUGGAGGACUCGGGUCAUACUCUUAGGGGUCUUUUCAUUAUUGAUGAUAAAGGAAUCCUCCGACAGAUUACAAUGAAUGACCUUCCUGUUGGCCGAUCAGUUGAUGAAACUCUGCGUUUAGUCCAAGCAUUCCAGUACACUGACAAACAUGGAGAAGUCUGCCCUGCUGGUUGGAAACCUGGUAGUGAAACGAUAAUCCCAGAUCCAGCUGGAAAACUGAAGUAUUUUGAUAAACAAAAUUGAAAUGUUUGCUCAGGUCAUGUCUAGUUCAAAGGAUACAAAUAAAAUUUUAGUGGUUUUGAUACAA